Messenger RNA from Paramuricea clavata, 1338 nucleotides. NCBI's taxonomy places the organism in Eukaryota, Metazoa, Cnidaria, Anthozoa, Malacalcyonacea, Plexauridae. The record is from the annotation of a GenBank genome assembly.
GUUAUGGCUUGGAAAGGAACACGAAAAUUAUGGGUCCUUAUUUUCAUUGCAUUUCGUAACUUCACUGAUGGUUGUGAGAACAACUUUAUCGCUCCAACAGCGUGGUACUAUAUUGAGUCAUUAGGAAAGACAAAAUGGUUCCUUGCAAUUGUCUUAAGUUCAUUCAACUUAUCGGCUCUUAUCGCAUCGCCAAUUGUGGGAUGUAUUGCUGAUCGCUUUGGGCAUGUCAAGUUUUUAAUUAUGCUAACCUACGUUGCAAAAGUCUUAGGUAACCUUUUAUACAGUGUCAAUACAUCCGCAUAUUUUCCUCUAUUUGGCAGAACCAUUAGCGGCAUUGCUGAGAGUUCGUUUGGAAUUUUUAUGGCACAAGUUGCGCUUUACACAACUGCAAAGGAUCGCGCGGGUGUAUUUGCUGUUUUGGAAGGCGUGUUUGUGCUUGGUGCUGCUUGCGGUCCAGCAAUCGGUAGUUUUGUUACCUUUAAUACGACAAUACUUGGCUGGAAAAUAGACGCGGGAAAUUCGCCUGGUAUUGUAUUGACAGUGAUUUGGUGUUUGUCCUUCAUUGGAUUGUUUUGGUUACCGAAGGAAUUUGGAGAAAAAUCGAAUAAGAAGAAAAAGGAAGUUGAAAUCACGACUGAUACCGAAGAAGAUCAGAGAUUUACCAAAGAAGACCGGAAGUUGAGCGAAGAACAUCGGAUUUCGACUGAAGAAGACCGAAAGUUGACCGAAAGAGAGCGAAGAUUGUCCGAUCACAAGCCGAGUGAUGAUUGGAACUCCAGAGUGUUAUGCCUGUUUUAUCUUAUGUUUUGGAACGCGAUGUUCUCAAAUACUUCGACAUUCUACACCCCUCUACUAGGAAUGGAUAUUCUUCAUCUAAAAGUUAUUCAUAUAAAGUUAUAUUUCCUAAACGGUUCUCUGACUAUGCUGGUUAUAUUGAUUGGAAUGUAUGUUACUUCGGAUUUCUUUAAAGAACGAAAGGUUUUCGUGUUUUCCAUGAUAAUGCAGAUCAGUGCUAUAUCACUCCUCGCUUUAUUCGUCUUCACUUGGCAUGAUGACAUAGACACCCAUUACUAUAUUUUAUUGUUGUAUAUCUGUCUUGGUAUGCCGUAUUUUGCGUUCCCUUCUGGAUGUUCUCUCUUGUCAAAAAUUACACACCAUCGGAAUUCGGCCUUCUUUCAAGGCUCAUCUCUAGCGAUUAUGCACUUGGCAGUGGUUGUAGCUCGUUUGACAGCUAGUUUUAUUUUUUCUCAGCUGGCUCUGGAGUGCUAUAGCCUUGGACUAGCUUUCUUCUGGCUUGUUGGUGUUAUAUGGUUUGGUGUACUAUACCGCACAUUUUAG